AAAGAGUGAGCGCACCGCACCACACCCAGCACCAACCUCUGCCUUCUUCUCCCGUUUCUUUUCUGAACCAAGCAACUUUCUGUGGCUUCCUGCUUGCUUUGGCUUGUAUUCCUGCAAUAGUCGCUCGUUCUGGUUCCAGACUCCUGCUCUUCUUUCGACAUCCGAUACGGAUUUCUAUCCUUCACCGCACUUAUUCCGCGAGUCUCCAUUGGUGCCCGCAAUCAGCUGAAUUUCCACCUCCCACAGCCUUCGUGAGACGCCCGUGCAGGUUGGGCAGCACGCACGAGACAGGCAGGCAAGAGAAAGAAAAUAUAUAAGCAGCAACAAAAACCGCAAAAGAGGAGGACAGGAUUUUGCGGUUGGUGUUGAGAGCACUCGCAAUUCAUUCUCGAUCUCCCCCAGCGGAGGGGCCGAGCUCAAUCAAUGGCGCCGACGUCCUACAUCCGCAGUGUCAGCGCCUCGAGUGAACACUUACGAUCCGUGGUUUCCCGCUCCGUGUCCUCGACCUUCGAGACGGUCUCCCCAAAGCAGUCGGUCACCACUUCCAGAACUUCCAUCGCGUCCUUCUUCGCACUUGUCCUUAGAGAGGUGCUGCAAUUCUCAAGACGCACGCUCCUCACCUCGACGUCGCCAUCCAAACCGUCCCGCCGCGAGCUCGUGCAGCCUAUCUUCCUUCAACCCUCCACCGGUCUCGAGAAACGACAGAAUGCCGUCCUCGCAAUUCCCACCACUUAUGCAGGCCUCAACUCCGGCCCCGCCCCCGGCGCCUUGGUCGGCAUUGUCCUCGGCUCUGUCGGUGGCUUCAUCCUUAUAUUAUAUAUAAUUCUCUCACUAUUUCGCCUGUCAGGUUGGGGAGGCGGCCGUGAGGUCGUGACAGAGGAAGUCAUCCGGCAUCACCGAAGAAGGCCCUCCCGAAGCAGUCCGAGCAGCAGAAGCCAUAGCCAGCCCAUGAGCCACGUCAGCAACCACAGGUCGAGUAGGGUGGUAGAAGAGACGGUGGUGGUUGAGGAACAUUUUGGCCCGUCCAGUGUCGAGGAGGACAUUGUUGAGGUCAUUGAAGAGCACUCGCCCGAACGCUCGCCGCCUAGGAAAGGCAGUCGCAGAAGUGGCUUUAGGACUGUGGAUCCAGCGGAGUUUGGAGGAGGAGGAAGGCCGAUGAGGAAGGUUUCAAGACGAUAAUGAAAGAGUGCAGAGAUAUGCUGUUUGUUGCGAGACCUUUUAUUGCUGUCUGACCUACCUAUAAUGAAGCGAUGGAGUUGGUUGGUAUGUGCGGAAUUGUCGCUCCUACGGGAAUGGAGUAUCUAUCUGUACCUGGCGAGCAUCACGGCCGAAGGACAGGCCUGGGAUUGCUAGAGAACAAGUUGUCUGGACUGUGAACAAGACUACGACCUCGAUAUCGGAUCGAAUCAUCUAGCCAAUCAUAUCUUGCCAUCCUUUCUGUGUCAAUGAAGCGGGUUGGUCCCUCCCCUUCAGUCCUCUACGCACUUUUAUACACUUUCCAAUGAAGGCGGUGGCCUCCGCUGAGCCAUGUCCGGUCGGUGUCACGUAUCCACGUUCAAUAUGCCCC
Molecule: messenger RNA, 1567 nt
Organism: Cladophialophora immunda
Lineage: Eukaryota; Fungi; Ascomycota; Eurotiomycetes; Chaetothyriales; Herpotrichiellaceae
Exons: 1
Coding region: 424-1179 (251 amino acids)
Source: RefSeq, a predicted model, not a curated record